AUGUCUACUUCUGCUAGACCUCGCUACGACUCGAUGAAGAGCAACGGCUCGUCCACAUGGGGUGUGAGACCUCCAUCGCCUACUUAUUCAACUACCACGACUGGAUCGAGAGUGAACUUGCCUGAGAAUCAUGCGUUGAUAACGAGGAAGGAUCUCAGACAGUCCAUUGCAUGCUUUGAAGAGCUCAUGGCAGCUGCUAAAGCCUACCGAAACGCUUUAUUGGCCAUGUCGUCGGCUACAGCUGCAUUCGCUUCGGCCAUGGAAGCUUGUUCGAGGGUAAAAGGAUGUCGUUCUUCCAACUCGGCAUUGGCAGGAGCCUCUGGACUUCAGUAUCUCGUGUCAAAUCACGAACAAAUCCUCGCCGAUGCUGUAUAUCGUCAAUUCGAGAUACCAUUAUUAGAAGCGCUAGACCAUUACAAGCUCGUCACUGCUGAUCGGCUGGUGGCCUAUGAGAAAGCUCUUCAUGAGCAGAGCAGUAAGAUUAGGAAGACCGAGGCGGAGAAUGGCAGAAGGAGGAAAAGAGAUCUACAGCAACUUAGGCAAGCUCUGGCGGAAAUGCAGAGACAGGUAGAUGAGUUGGAUAGUAUGAAAGCUGCUUAUCAUGAGGAGGUGCUUGAAGGUGAAGAUGAGAUAUGGGAUACAGUACUGAACAAAGUCGCAUUCGUCGUUCGAAGUCAACUAGAUUUCUACGAGAAGAUAGCUGGUAAAGCGAGUGAUCCGAUACUAGAACCUUUGGUGAUGUCCAUACCCGACCCUUUCGAUUCGUAUGGUCCACCGAAAGAAGAUGGUCAGAUAUUUAGCGUCCUUGCUCCAUUGGGUCUCUUGGACUCAAGCGCCCCUCAAUCUCCAACACCUAACUUACCUCGUACGGGUCCUUCAACUCCUGCGAGAUCUUCAUCCCCUACCAAGCCCACCGCUCUUGCUACAAGCACGACGACACCGUCGAAAGCUGAACCUACCACUGAAACUGUCAUGGGUCAAUUGGACGGAUGGCUAGAUUCAAAUCAUGAUCGUGAACGGUCUGGUAGAGCAAGAAGGGAACUGAGCAUUAUAGAAGAAAGAGACGCGGCUAGUGUGAUUGUCAGGGACGACGAGGUGACCAGCCAGGUGGCAGUGGAUGACGAGGAAGAUACCGCUGUGCCCGGUGUUAGUCCAACAAAAGAAGCUCAAGGGAAAGAAGUGCAGGAAGAUAGAAACUGCGAUGGCGAACAGGUCAAUGGAUAUUCGAUGGAAGAGGAUGUGGACGAGUUGGAAGACGACGAUCGCGUCAACGGAAGCACUCCAGAUACCGGAAAGACGGAUAUACCGCCGGAUACCGCUGAACCAGACCAGGACAUACCGUAG
Molecule: messenger RNA, 1344 nt
Organism: Kwoniella botswanensis
Lineage: Eukaryota; Fungi; Basidiomycota; Tremellomycetes; Tremellales; Cryptococcaceae
Exons: 7
Coding region: 1-1344 (447 amino acids)
Biological process (GO): vacuole fusion, non-autophagic
Cellular component (GO): fungal-type vacuole membrane
Molecular function (GO): phospholipid binding
Source: RefSeq, a predicted model, not a curated record